Molecule: messenger RNA, 2808 nt
Organism: Anopheles funestus (African malaria mosquito)
Lineage: Eukaryota; Metazoa; Arthropoda; Insecta; Diptera; Culicidae
Gene: MFS3
Product: sialin
Exons: 4
Coding region: 308-1846 (512 amino acids)
Biological process (GO): monoatomic anion transport; transmembrane transport
Molecular function (GO): transmembrane transporter activity
Source: RefSeq, a predicted model, not a curated record
UCCGCUUCAUACGCUCAUUCUUCGAACGAACGCCGCCGGGAGUAGGACCACGACCAUCGGGACGAUUCCCGUUUCGCACCGAAAUUCCGCGUGUCGUAGAGCAAACCGAUUGUUCCGUUCUGGUUUAAGUGUGACAGGAUUCGGUACAAGAAUCUGUGACGACGAAAGGAGUGGGAUUACUGUGCAGUGUAAAAGAAAAUCUCUCCGGAAGAGAGGAGUGUGAUUUAGCCGUACUACAUCCGCAGGCGCUUAGUUUGCGUGGAACAAAUUUAGAGGAAAAGACUGGAAGAACCGAACAAUUGUCAUCAUGGGAGAUCAAGUCGUGCCAGCAAAAGGCAAUAUUUUGGGAACCCUUAUCCCGGCCCGUUACAUUUUGGCCGUGCUCGGUUCGAUCGCGAUGGCUAUCAUUUACGGGCUGAAGGUGAAUCUGAGUGUGGCGAUGGUCGCGAUGUUGAACCAUUCCGCCCUUGCCCAUCAUGGUGCAGUGUCGGUUGAGGCGAAGGAACACGUUAACGCAGAACCCGUCUGCCAGGGCAGCAACUCAACCGAAGCGGUUGAGGAUGGUCCUUUCAUCUGGAGCGAACCGGUACAGGGCAUCAUUCUAAGCUGUUACUUCUGGGGUUAUCUGGUUUCCCAAGUCCCUGGGGCUCGGGUGGCCGAAUCGUUCUCCGCCCGCUGGGUCAUGUUCUUCUCCGUGUUGAUCAACGUUGUCUGCACCCUGCUGACACCAGUCGCAGCCAAGAUGCAUUACAUUGCGAUGAUCGUUAUGCGCGUUGGCGAAGGUAUCGGUGGAGGCGUGACGUUCCCGGCAAUGCACGUCAUGCUAGCAUCUUGGGCUCCACCGAAUGAGCGCAGUGUUAUGUCCGCUAUCGUGUACGCUGGCACUGCUCUCGGCACGGUCAUUUCGAUGCUGAUGGCUGGCGUAUUGGCCGGUACACUUGGCUGGGAGUCAGUGUUUUACGUGAUGGGUGGCUUAAGCUGUCUGUGGAUGGUUUUGUGGCUGUGGCUGAUCCAGGAUACGCCUAGCAAGCAACCACUGAUUAACCAGGAGGAGCGUGAUCUCAUUACCACGUCGCUUGGGUCAGGUUCAUCGAGCGGUCACAACGAACCAAAACCUCCCGUACCGUGGCGAAAGGUGUUUACGUCCGGUCCGUUCUACGGUAUACUGAUCGCGCACGUCUGCAACAACUGGGGCUGGUACAUGCUGUUGAUCGAGCUGCCAUUCUACAUGAAGCAGGUGCUACAGUUCAACAUCAAGGAGAAUGCCGUCGUUACCGCCAUUCCGUUCCUGACGAUGUGGUUCUUCAGCAUGGCGCUCAGCAAAACGCUUGAUGCGUUACGAUCGCGCGGCAAGAUCACGACCACGAUUGCGCGCAAAACUGCCACCUUCAUUGCAUCCGCCGUACCGAUGGGAUGCCUGCUGGCACUCUGCUACAUCGGCUGCCAGCGUGGACUGGCGGUUACACUGAUGACAGUAGGCAUUACGGCAAUCGGUGGCAUGUUCUGCGGGCUGCUUUCUAACCAUAUCGAUAUCGCCCCGAACUACGCUGGAACACUGAUGGCCAUUACAAACACAGCGGCCACGCUUUCGGGCAUCAUCGUUCCCAUCUUUGUUGGGCAGAUCACACACGGAAAUCAAACGAUCGGCGCUUGGCGUGUAAUCUUCUUUGUUACUAUCGCGCUAUACAUAGUGGAAAUUAUAGCCUACCUGGUACUGGCAUCGGGCGAAGAACAACCCUGGAACAAAGGUGACAAACCGGCCAGUUCGAUUGAGGCAGCCGAAGCGGAAGCCACUCCGCUGAACACGAAAGAAACCAAACAAAACUACAACAGCCAGGAGCAGUAAAGUUCCGUUUUUAUUUCAUCGAAGGAAAUGGUUCAAAAGCCCGUUCUUUAAAACUGUAAGGAGUUCAAAGUGGACGUUAAAUUAUGCAAUAAGAUCGCACUCGAUUACCGUUUUUGUUUAACGGUAUUCUCUCUAUGUUUGCUACUCUUACCCAAAGCAAUGGUACUUAAGGUUAGAUAAACUAAGUUUAUUUCAUGUAUUUGUUAACUGUUAUUGAUUGAUUUGGCCAAUCCACAUUGGGCGCUUCUAUCAGUUAAGAGCUAUUUAAAAUGAGAACGAUAAAUCAAAAAGGUUACAUACCAGAACCCAACGUUGUCAAUGUUUUAAGAAACUAUGAAACGACUCAUUUACAAGAGGAAAACAAGUGUUUUGUGUAUCACUGUUUUUCACCCACCAAUCGAUCGGCAAUCACGGAUAAAAUAUGACGAACUGUGCAAAGAUAUCGUUUCGAGUCUCUCUCUCUCUUCUCGGCUUAGGGGCUUAUUAGGUCAUGACUGGCAUUUAUGGCUUACUAGACUUAAUUUUACAGCUUAACUGGAAUAGUCUGGAUGAGAUUUGAUAGCGCUCUUAUCAUAUAAAAUCAACGCCAACGUAUUACUCUUAUAAACCAGAGAGCUUUUAAUCGACCCGCAAUGAAAACGGAAACAUUCAAUGUACGUUAAUGAGCAUUUGAUUUUACAGAUUCAGUGUACAAUGGCAUUGGUAGAGAGUGUGUACUUAAAUAACAGAAUAACUAAACCAAACGGAAGCUUUUCAGAAGAAAAAUCUAUCAAACAAUUGCAGCAAAUAUGAGACUUGAAUCGUGGAAGAAGAGAACCUAGUGGAAUAUAGUAUAGGGACGGAAAUGGUAGUGCUAGACUUCAACAUGCUUAGGCAAAUGUAUAGGACACACUACAGAGCUCACGUGAUGGUAGUUACAAUGCAGCGAACAAGAAAUAUAUAAAAUUACAAUAUAAAUGAAA